UUUAAAUGACAUGAAUAAAAGAUGUAAGCAGGUGUUCACCAACUUUAGCCCACAUGAAGUACAUGAGAAUGAUCAAAUAGCAGACGCCCUUCUGGCACCAGUGGAGUUAAACAUGUUUGUAGACAAACAAGUCAAGUCAGAAGAGGUCAAACCAUGCAGGGAAGACUCGUGAGUUUAAAACUCAAUAAUCAGAGGACUCGAACGCACGGAUAUGUUGCUGCAGCGCGCUAUUUUCUCCCCACUCUUGUCUCCAUGGAGGAGUCAAACCUCCGCCAGUAAGAGGGCCUUAAUGCCUCCUCGCUUCGCCGCUACGCUCAGAAACAACUCCGGCCUCCGAGAUGUCAAGGAGCGGACACUCGUUGCUGUCAAACCAGACGGCGUCCAGCGUCGCCUUGUGGGACAGAUCAUUCGCCGUUUUGAGCAAAGGGGCUUCAAACUGGUGGGCCUGAAAAUGCUACAAGUGUCAGAGGAGCUGCUGUCUCAGCACUAUUGUCAACUGACACAGAAAGCUUUCUACCCCAGUCUGGUGCAGUACAUGACCUCUGCUCCUGUGGUUGUCAUGGUAUGGGAAGGUCACAAUGUGGUGCAGGCAUCACGUGUGAUGGUGGGACCCACCAAUCCUUCUACUGCCCAAGCAGGAACAGUCAGGGGAGAUUUUAGCCUUCACGUCAGUAGGAAUGUGGUCCAUGCCAGCGAUUCCCUGGAGGGAGCUGAGAGAGAGAUUCAGCUGUGGUUUCAAGGAAAGGAGCUCCUCAAGUGGGAAUGUUGGGACCAGACUAUCACCUGCGAAGAGUGAAGAUGCUGAGCAGUGAGGAUCAGUGAUGCUACCUCUUCUCUUUCUGCUAGUUGAAAAACGGUCCUCUGACCGUGAGCCUGAAAACCAUGCUCAGUAUUAAUCCUUGCAUCAUUCAGCUCAGGAAACAAAUAAUUGUGUAAUUUAAACGACAUGAACAACUACACUUCAACAGGUUUAACAUUCCUAUCAUGGCAAAAUGUGUAUGUUAUAUAAAUGCAGUGGUAAUUGAUUGCAGCUUUCUGCAAUCACCUAUAUGUCAGAAUUAUUUUAUUUGCAUACAGUUCAGUCAAACGUCUCUCAUUCUGAGCUUGAAUGUAUUUUUUGGGCCUCUAAUGACUUAUUUGAACUGUUUCAUUGAAUGAUAACAAAAACAAAGUACACAGAAUCUAGUGUAACAUGAUACAUACAGAAAUACAGUGACAUUAGUCAUGUAAUAAGUGGUGCUGAAGGUUCCAGAUUGUCUUUUAACUUGACAAGGCCAACCCCUAUUUACUGGAAUAAUGACAGUAGAAUCUAGGUCUAAAACUGUACAUGUUCUACAGGGACCAUGUAAUGAAAGCAUUAGACGCAAGGUAAAGAGGCUCUGUACCAGAUUAUAGUGUUUUGCCUAUCGUUCACAAUCAUGAGAGACAAGAAGACAAAAAGGUUGGGGUUAUUUUCGGCUUUCUAACAUAAAAAUUGGCUUGUUUUAGGUGGCUAGCAAUGCAGCUAAUGUGAGCAAUCAAUUCCACCUCUAAAUCACUUUACCAAUGCAUUCAAAAACCGUCAACAGUACUUCAUUUAUGUUCCGUAACCCAUUUAAUAACCAAGCUGUAGCGAUAUUGUUAUUGUAAGAGCGAACACUGAGGAACUCUUUUUCUAUCGUAGUGCUUUGGUAUUAGCCAUAAAAGCUAGCUACGGCAAGAGAUAAGCUGGCUUCUACAAGAACAUGAAAUACUUCUGGGUUUGUAAUGCACAACAGUGCAAUAAGACACUAAUUUGUAGUGACGGAAAAAAAAUUAACAAUCACAUUAUAGUAUCUGUAAGUAUUAGCCCACAUUUCUGUAUGUACUGUAGUUGUAAUGACACACAUGGCAUGCUGCAUAUAUCAUGAUGGAUAUUUAAAAUUCGUGUGGUCCAGCUGGCCGGGGACGUUUCCUGUUGAUUUGGGGUAAGCAAUCCAUUUAUGUCGAAAUAGCUUGGCUACAAGUUCAAAAUAGCGUCAAAAUCACUUUCAUCCCCCUCUCGGCUUCCGUCUGCUCCAAUGUCUCACUCUUCCUUUGUGCUGGCUUCUAAAAGCAGCAGUAUAUUUAGCUUCAAAAGUACAAGGUUGUGAAUCCUCAUAUGUACAAAAAUAGUCAUCUUUGUUGUCUGUUACAAAGUCUGCUAUGAUUAGAAAACACGUUCGUGUUUGAUUCCGGAAGUAGGAACACAAGUUGUUGCCAGAAAUCAGACAUGCGCUGCUAUGGAAACAGACAUCAAUGCGUGGAAUAAAUCAGUCCCGAAAAUGAUCAAAAUACGAUACAUAUUACAUAUUGUUAUGAACGUUUUUGUUACUACAUAUAUACUUGCACUUUGUAUAUAAAAUGUUUGAUGGAGGGUUUUGAAGGCUACAACGGUGACUCCCAUUACCUGCAUCUUCAAGCGUUUUUUCUCAUCUUCAAAAUCGUAAAAAAAAAAAAGACAUGCGUGUUCUUGUCUCUUAUAAUGAUUGUGAAGGGUAGGCAAAAUUCCCAAAAAAGUGCAGUUCCACUUUAAAGCGCAGACUAUAAAACACAAAAAAGAAACAUGAAUGCUGACACACUUGGUUUCUUCUUGUCCAGGACUUCAGGGAUUGUUUGUAUAAGGAUUGUAGUGGUUUCAGAGUUGUGUUUUUUGCUAAUGACCAGCAUGAUAUGGAGUAAUAAAAUGCGAUAUCAUGACAUUCAAAAUAAGUUAAGAUGCCUGGGGAGUGAAUGAGAAUGUGCAGUGUUGUAUUGUAUUUCAGGGUGCAACUCAUCUGUUUUGUGUUUUUUUUAAGUUAAGUGUGGGAUCUAAUGUAACACCAAGAUACUUAAACUCUGUGACAUUAUCAAUAUAUGUUCCGUUAACUGACUCCUUAGAUAAUGCAUGUGUUUUGGUUUGAUGGAAAAAUGCAUUGUCGUCGUUUUGUUGGUGUUCAGGGUGAGGUUCAUUCAACUAUUUUCCACCUUUUCGAUUACACGUUAGCUUGUUAGCCACAUGUUUAUAGUCUUUUCCAUGUGUAUGGAUGCAUACAUGUGAAUGGUUACAUAAUUGUCACAAACUGAUGGAAGGGAGGUCAUUAAUAAACACGGUGAAGAGCAGUGGACCUAAAAUGGAACCUUGUGGCACACCCAUGCUAAGAGCUCUUAGAGGUAAUAGUUUGGUAUUUGUGGAUAGUUUACAUCUUGUGAGGUUAAGGAUUCAUUCUGUCGAAGGCUUUACUUAAAUCUAGAGAAUUGGCUCCGACUACACCCCCUUUGUCCAGAUUAUUUUUUUAUCAUCUGAAUUAGAUGGCAAAAUUGGUGUUCAGUUGAAUGGUUUGUUCUGUCACCAAACUGCAUUUUGUGUGUGUCAGCACUUGUUAGAUCGACCAAUACUUACAACAAUGUGAAAGUCCAGGCCCAUAAUUGACAUGACAGUCAUUCCCAUAGUGAGUGAAUGGAAACUUCUGACAGGAACUUUGUUGAGAUUCAGGAAGCAUAUAAACUUAAGCAGUUAAAUUUUAGAACAAAAUAAAUUAUAUUUCUGCAAUGCUUUUUAAUGUUCUCUAUUUCUACUUCUGCUAUGUCUUCCAGAGGAAAGCAGAAACAUUUUAAAAUACUCAGACUUUUUUUUUUUUACUAUAAUCUCAGUAAUUUUAACUUGAAAACAUUUGUGGUGCUUCAAGUAAAAAAAACAUAAAACCCAAAUUAUUUAGUGGAUGCCUCAAGGAAUCAUUUACUGUAAAUAAUAGUUAGAGCUACAUAGGAAUUGUUAUUGUUGUAUAAAUGAAGUCCUUAUGGUGCGCUUUGUUGUAAUCGUCUUGUGCAAAAAAUGUUUACUGUAAGUUUCAAUAAGAUACAAAAAUGCACACAUUGGAAUUCAAUAAUUCAACAUUGUCUGCUUGUUGUAAAUCUUCAAUAUAAAUGACAACAGUUCAUUAACUUUAUUAGCUCUGAAAAUGCAAGCAUCAGUUUUCAAUAAAAAAUCAGCAGCUGA
Messenger RNA from Entelurus aequoreus (snake pipefish), 3976 nucleotides. RefSeq names its product NME/NM23 nucleoside diphosphate kinase 4 (gene nme4). Gene Ontology annotation, molecular function: nucleoside diphosphate kinase activity. The coding region runs from base 212 to 796 and encodes 194 amino acids. The transcript is spliced from 5 exons. Gene Ontology annotation, biological process: GTP biosynthetic process; UTP biosynthetic process; CTP biosynthetic process. NCBI's taxonomy places the organism in Eukaryota, Metazoa, Chordata, Actinopteri, Syngnathiformes, Syngnathidae. The record is from RefSeq and is a predicted model, not a curated record.